GCGGCUUGUCUUGCUGUCUUCUCAGUGAAGACAGCUGGCUGGGUAGCCAGCGAGUGUAUGAUCUUACGCCGUUUUACCAACGUAUAAUAAAAUCGAAGCUAUUAGAAAUGAGUACAUCAUCGGUGGCCUAAGUAAUAAGAAAAAAAGAGUCGCAGCAUUUGUACAUUAGACAACAGGGAUCCGGCUGCGGUGAGCCAUGCUGUCCAGACUGCGCGCGGCGGCGCGGCCGUGCGUCGGCGUGUGCCGCUGGGCGCACACCAAGGAGAAGGGCAAGCCGCUGAUGCUCAACCCGCGCACCAACAAGGGCAUGGCCUUUUCCCUGAAGGAGAGGCAGAUUCUGGGACUGCACGGGCUGCUGCCCCCCAAGAUCGAGACGCAGGACAUCCAGGCCCUGCGCUUCCAGAGGAACCUGGACAAAAUGACCGACCCCCUGGAGAAGUACGUCUACCUGAUGGGGAUUCAGGAGCGUAACGAGCGGUUGUUCUACCGCGUGCUGAUGGAGGACAUCGAGAAGCUGAUGCCCAUAGUGUACACGCCCACAGUGGGCCUGGCCUGCACGCAGUACGGCCACAUCUUCCGCCGGCCCAAGGGCCUGUUCAUAUCCAUCCUGGACCGCGGCCACGUCCGCUCCAUCCUGGACAACUGGCCGGAGAGCAACGUGAAGGCGGUGGUGGUGACGGACGGCGAGCGGAUCCUGGGCCUGGGGGACCUCGGGGUGUACGGCAUGGGCAUCCCCGUGGGCAAGCUCUGCCUGUACACGGCCUGCGCUGGCAUUCGGCCCGAGAGCUGCCUGCCCGUCUGCAUCGACGUGGGCACCGACAACGAGACGCUGCUGAAGGACCCCUUCUACAUGGGCCUGUACCAGAAGCGCGACCGCUCGCAGCUCUACGACGACCUGAUCGACGAGUUCAUGGAGGCGGUGGUGCAGAAGUACGGUCAGAGCACGCUCAUCCAGUUCGAGGACUUCGGGAACCACAACGCCUUCCGCUUCCUGCGCAAGUACCGCGAGAAGUACUGCACCUUCAACGAUGACAUCCAAGGGACCGCGUCUGUGGCUCUGGCUGGGCUGCUGGCUGCACAGAGGGCCAUUGGGAAGCCCAUCAGCGAACACAGAGUCCUCUUCCUGGGGGCUGGAGAGGCCGCCCUGGGUAUCGCCAACUUGAUCGUCAUGGCAAUGAUGGAGGGGGGCACGUCACAGGCCGAUGCCAGGAAGAAGAUCUGGAUGUUCGACAAGUACGGCCUGCUGGUGCAGGGUCGAGAACAGGCAACGGACAGCAACCAGGAGGCGUUUGUGCACCCCGGCCCGGGCGAUGUUCAGAGCUUCCUGGACGCCGUCAACGUAAUCAAACCGACCGCCAUCAUCGGUGUGUCCGGGGCCGGCCGACUCUUCACCAAGGAAGUGCUCACAGCCAUGGGCUCUCUGAACGAGCGGCCAAUCAUCUUCGCCCUGAGCAACCCCACAACCAAGGCCGAGUGCUCUGCGGAAGAUGCCUAUACGUUCACACAGGGGCGGUGCCUGUUUGCGAGCGGAAGCCCGUUUGGCCCCGUAACCCUUAGCGACGGGCGCACUCUCACACCUGGACAGGGCAACAACGCCUACAUCUUCCCCGGGGUGGCUCUGGCUGUGAUCCUCAGUGGUGUCAGACACAUCAGCGACACGGUCUUCCUGGAGGCCGCCAAGACGCUGGCGGGGCAGCUGACGGAUGAGGACCUGAGUCAGGGCCGGCUGUACCCUCCUCUGUCCAACAUCCGGGAGGUGUCCAUCCACAUGGCUGUCAAGGUGGCGCAGUACCUGUACGCCAAAGGCAUGGCCUUCCACUACCCAGAGCCCCUGGACAAGGACAGCUACGUCAGGGCCACCGUGUGGGACACCCACUACGACUCCUUCCUGCCCGACGUCUUCGACUGGCCCACCCAGGCCCAAACGCCCCCCAACAUCGAGUAGAGGGUCCGAACGGGGGGAGGAGGCUCCAGAAUAAGCAGGGAAAAAAGGAGUAGUAGAAGAGGGGGAUGGGUGGGAAGGAGAAAGGGAAAGAGGGGAGAAGGAUCUACGGAGUAGCUUUGUUGCUAUGAUACACUCACUUGGGCUAGCCAUAGAACAAGGGCCUAUGAAGUCCAUGACCACUCCUGUUUUUUUUGUUGCCAUAGUUACUUUGCCAUAGUUUGUGUUGUUGGUGUCAACCUUCUGUAACUGUAAACACUGCUGAUGUUGUGUUGGAGAAUAACUCCUCUAUUUUGCCCCUUUUUGGUUUUUACGUUAAAAUGUUUCACAUUAGGGAUGUGACCUUAAUCGCACCUGAAGGGAAAGACGUUCGUCCCGUAACACCACUCCAGCCGUAAGGUCCCUUACAUCGCGUGGAAAAAGACGUUUUUAAUUAUUUGUGUUGAAAAACUGAAUUCACAUCGUUGUGCAUUUUGUGUUCAAAGAUUAAUAUCUUAGAAUAUUUUAUCCUGUGUUGUGCCUCUGGUGAAGCAACUGACAGAAAGAGUAAGUUGGAGAGGGACCUAGAUUCCCUCUGCUUAUUGGUUGUGUUAUGAAGCUGAGACCCUGUAUUCCCUAAAUGUACAGCAGUGGGAUAUUCCCCCUCUCAGUCCGCAUGCAGGCAGUUCUGAUUACGCAAAGGGCAUGUGGACAGCGUUCCUUAUUAAUGCACUUAUCUCAGAUAACCUGAUGUGUGAAGUGCAGGCCCAUGUGCAGGGCUAGGGCUUGAAGAAUGGCGCGUGUGUGUGUGUGUGUGUGAAACGCCACCCUGUUUUAAUGAGACCCUAAUACAGUGCAUUUUUAUGAUUGAUCUGUGACCGUUGUGACUCUGUGACCCUCUUUGUUGCCGCAGAAACAAAUGGAUGAUUAACAGUCCCGGAAGCAUUAUUGCGAGCAGUGUCUCAAAUAGCUACCAUUUAAAGACCCUUCUGUCUGAACACAAAUACACAAGGAAUGACUUUCCAUGCGUCUCUUCCUGUUCGUUACUUUCACGGUUAAACUUGACUCACUUCUGCAUAGUUCUGUGAUGCGUAUAACUGAACUGUUCAAUCUAGAUGUGUCCAUAUUGCAGCUAUUUUAUUUGUUUGAGUCGAUGUACUGACCUAGGUUAUUCAAAUGUACACAAAACGCACAAGGUAAAGAGUUAACUGUCACGUGAAGCACUUCACACUAAUAUAGCAUUGGUGAUUAUAGUGUCCUAUUGUUAUAGAAAUAAAAAAUAAACUGCUUUGUGAUAUCAUAGGGCUCAUGAUGGCUGCAGUUCCACACCGCACAGCCUGUUCCAGCUUCUGCCUCUUAAAUGCUUUUUCUUGCGUGUACUUUCUGAAGUACCUUUGUUGCCAUCCAAAGUCACCAUUCACAGAGCUCAAUUCCUCUCUCUUGGCACUUAAAUGAUAAUUUUAUUCAAUUAAUUUUCUGUGGGGUGAAGGAGCGAUUUUUAAAAAAAUCAUUAGACCCCAUCACCUUAAAUUUUGCUUCUGAAGUUUGCAGAAUGAGUGAGUAAUAAAUAUUGAUCAAAUGGAUAAACAUGAUCAAAUGGAUGAGCCAGGAUUGACCUUAUCUCCAUUUAUUACAUUUGUUCCACACUGUUUCGGUCCCUUCGCAGUUUUUUUCAUAUGUAUCCCUCUCCUGUCAGAUGGCAUGUGGACCAUAGCACUGUGGAUUCAUGGUUGGAGAGUGAAUUGGCCUGCGCAAAUUCACAGAUCUCUAACCAGCACCAUCAGUGGGGUGGACCAAUAUGACUAGAGUUGAAUCGAAUCUUUUGACUCAGCUGAGCCCUGUCAGACAUAAGGGCUUAAGAUGUUUUGGUAAACGUCCCAUUCGUAAGACCACCCUGCUAACGUGGAUAUGUUGUGAUGUCUCAUGUAGAUUUAUUAUUAUUAUUAUUAUUAUUAUUAUUAUUAUUAUUGUGCCUGCUGCAGUUUUACUGUAAGUGCCCUGACAGCUCUGUGGUAUUGAACCUCCCUGUCUCCUGACUCCCCUCUCGAACCCGCGGCAGUGUGCUGUGCGUUUGUCCGGUGUGUUCCUGGAGCUUAUUUCUGUGACGCGCUGUUGCCUUGGCGUACGAACGCCCAGAUCAGUGAAUGUGUUUGUUCCAGUCCUCUGUGUGUAAAAGUGCUGAAUUAAAACUUUAGUUUUACA
Messenger RNA from Anguilla anguilla (European eel), 4123 nucleotides. RefSeq names its product malic enzyme 2, NAD(+)-dependent, mitochondrial (gene me2). Gene Ontology annotation, molecular function: malate dehydrogenase (decarboxylating) (NADP+) activity; NAD binding; malate dehydrogenase (decarboxylating) (NAD+) activity. Gene Ontology annotation, cellular component: mitochondrion. Bases 197 to 1945 code for a protein of 582 amino acids. The record is from RefSeq and is a predicted model, not a curated record. The transcript is spliced from 15 exons. Lineage: Eukaryota; Metazoa; Chordata; Actinopteri; Anguilliformes; Anguillidae. Gene Ontology annotation, biological process: pyruvate metabolic process; malate metabolic process.